Eremomyces bilateralis CBS 781.70 is the source of this 489-nucleotide messenger RNA. RefSeq lists its product as uncharacterized. NCBI's taxonomy places the organism in Eukaryota, Fungi, Ascomycota, Dothideomycetes, Eremomycetales, Eremomycetaceae. Gene Ontology annotation, molecular function: zinc ion transmembrane transporter activity. The transcript has 3 exons. Gene Ontology annotation, cellular component: plasma membrane. The record is from RefSeq and is a predicted model, not a curated record. The annotation marks the transcript as partial. Gene Ontology annotation, biological process: zinc ion transmembrane transport.
UCAGACGCUGUCAGCGCUGGAGUCCUAGAGGCAGGAAUCGUAUUCCAUUCUUUGCUCAUUGGACUUACGUGUGUCGUGGCCGAUGAUUCAUUCUUUCGUACCUUGUUUGCCGUAAUCGCCUUCCAUCAAAUGUUUGAAGGGGUGGCUCUCGGCACAGUCUUCUCUGGUAUCCCAAACACUAAAUUAUCUUUUAUGAAGAAGUUAAUCUUAGCUGGAAUAUUUGCUGUCAUCACUCCAAUUGGCAUGGGCAUUGGCAUUGGCGUCCUAAGUCUCUUCAAUGGUAAUGACAAAUCCGCUGUCAUAGCCAUCGGUACUUUAGACGUAUUAUCCGCAGGAAUUUUAGCUUGGGUAGCCUUCGUGGAGAUGUGGGCUAGGGGCUGGAUACAUGGCGGGCGGCUAGAGCGGGCUGGUCUGCCGACGACACUGGCGGCAUUGCUUGCGCUAGUGUUUGGUAUGGGAAUCAUGAGCUUACUUGGGAAGUGGGCAUGA